Molecule: messenger RNA, 1479 nt
Organism: Plasmodium vinckei vinckei
Lineage: Eukaryota; Apicomplexa; Aconoidasida; Haemosporida; Plasmodiidae
Product: conserved Plasmodium protein, unknown function
Exons: 1
Coding region: 1-1479 (492 amino acids)
Source: RefSeq, a predicted model, not a curated record
AUGGAUACUAAAGAAAUCGAAGAAAGCGCAAUUGGAUAUGCUGAGAAAAAGGUAAGCCAUAAUAUGGAAAAACGUGAAGACCUCAAUGAAAAUGCUAACGAAAAAACAGCACAUAUAACUGGCAAACAAAUGAAGGAGGUACUAGACACAUUUUCCAAAAGUGAAAAAAAUGAAAAUCUUAUAAAUAUGCCUAUUAGUACGGUUAAUAAAAAGAAGACUAAUUGUGAUGAUGGAAGUAUAAGGGGAAAUGAUUUCUGCCAUAAUACAGAAAAAGGAAUUUCCACAAAUGUGUUAAAACUCAAAAGAGGUAAAUCAACGGAAGAAAAUAAAACAAAUAUUCCUAAGCCUAGUACUGUUACUACAUCAAUAAAUAUGAAUAGCUCUGGAUAUAGUAAUGACGAAAUAGUGAGUAAUGAAGAAGCUGGAGAAAAAUGUGAAACCCUUUUAGAGUUAAUCAGUAAAAAAUCAUUAUUAGAAAAUGAUAAAAUAAAAAAAAAUAUAUCAUCAAAAAACUUUUAUAUAAUUGAUGAAGAUAUGCUUGCAAAUAUAAUUAUAAUAUUUGAUAAAAUUAUAUCAAAAUUAAUAUAUUUUUAUAAAAAAAAUAAUUUUGAUAGUGAUAAACAGAUUGAACAUUUUCAUAAUUUUUUUAAAGUCCUAUAUAAAUUAUUAAGCAAUAUAAGUUAUUAUCCUAAAGAUGAAAAAUAUAAAAUAAUCAAAAUGUGUAAUAACCAAAUCAAAAAAACAUUUUUAACAAGUGAUGAUAUUUUUAACUUAGUCAAAUUAUUAUUUGAAAUUCUUAACUUUAACACGAACUAUUUUAAUAGUGAUACGGAAAUUGGAAAUAAGAAAAAUCAAGAAAAUCCAAUUAAAACUGAUAAUAAUAAAGAUAGUAGUGAUAAUAAUAAAGAUAGUAGUAAUAAUAAUAAAGAUGGUAGUAAUAAUAAUAUAGACAAUGAGAUAUGGAAAUUUGAAAAUGAAUUUUCUGAUGUUGAAUCGAUUUUAUUUGAAUUUGUUUUAUCCACUAUCAAUAUAAUUAUGGGAAUGAUAAAUAAAAAGAUUCAUUCAUCAAAUAAUGAAAACGAAAUUAAGUCUAAUAAAAAAAGUGAUGCAGAUAUUAAAGGGGGAUAUAAUAGAGAUCCUAUAAAAAGUUCUAUAUCCAACCAUAAUUCAAAUAAAAUAUUAAACAAUGAAGCAAAAAAUAAAUUAAUAGAAAAACAUGUUAAUAAUAUUAUGUCUACUAAUCAUAAACUACUUGGGAUUCGCCAAAAAGAUAUUGCAGAAAAAAAUGCUCUAAAUGAUAUUCGAAAAUUACAUAAUGAAAAAUUUAAUGCCUAUAGAAAUAAUGAUGGAUAUAAGGAUAAAAAUGACAAAAAAAAAUCUAGCUUAUUUAGUAAUAAAUAUGAUCAUGAAAAAAAUAGUAUCAAAAAAGGUGGAAAAAAAAUAAAAAGCUUUUUUAAAAACUUGUUUAAAAAGGAUUAA